AUGUCGGAUCCUUUUGAGGGACAAGAUGUCAAGUUUAAGAUUGGGGGCAAGGAGGUGGACCCCAAGUCUCUGAAGCCACAUUAUGCGAUUGCGGAGGUGAAGCGAGACAGACGUGAAGUUGAUGAUGAGGCAGCACAGACUGGAGAUUCACGCGAUAGCGAUAGCGAAGAGAAAGGAGCCAAACAGACAGAAAACACAGACUCAGACCCAUUUCAAGGAAAAGAUGCUAAGUUCAAAAUAGGAGAACAGGUGGUUUCUCCAGAUUGGUUGGGGCGACCACAUUUUGCCACGCCAGGAUUACGCAAGGAGAAGGAUCUUGGAAAUUCGGGUGGACUGUUGUUUGGAGCGGAUCACAGACCAACAGGUAGGAAGUGA
Messenger RNA from Kuraishia capsulata CBS 1993, 375 nucleotides. RefSeq lists its product as uncharacterized. The transcript has a single exon. The coding region runs from base 1 to 375 and encodes 124 amino acids. The record is from RefSeq and is a predicted model, not a curated record. NCBI's taxonomy places the organism in Eukaryota, Fungi, Ascomycota, Pichiomycetes, Pichiales, Pichiaceae.